This is a messenger RNA of Hibiscus syriacus, 2176 nucleotides long. RefSeq names its product kelch domain-containing protein 4-like. The record is from RefSeq and is a predicted model, not a curated record. Gene Ontology annotation, molecular function: protein binding. The transcript has 20 exons. The coding region runs from base 1 to 2034 and encodes 677 amino acids. NCBI's taxonomy places the organism in Eukaryota, Viridiplantae, Streptophyta, Magnoliopsida, Malvales, Malvaceae.
AUGGGGAAGAAAUCGAAGAAGCCGGGAAAAGGCAAAGAGAAAACGGAAAGGAAAACUGCGAAAGCUGAGGAGAAGAGAGCUCGUCGAGAGUCCAAGAAACUCUCCCCUGAAGAUGACAUUGACGCCAUUUUGUUGAGUAUCCAGAAGGAGGAAGCAAAGAAGAAGGAAGUUCAUAUUGAUGAAAAUGUUCCUGCGCCGUCUCGUCGAUCAAACUGUUCGUUAACGGUUAAUCCACUGAAAGACACUGAGUUGAUACUAUAUGGUGGUGAAUUCUACAAUGGCAGCAAGACAUUUGUAUAUGGUGAUCUUUACAGGUUCGACGUGGAAAAGAUGGAAUGGAAGUUGGUCUCAAGUCCUAACAGUCCACCUCCUCGUAGUGCACAUCAGGCAGUUGCUUGGAAAAAUUAUCUCUAUAUCUUUGGUGGUGAAUUUACAUCUCCAAAUCAAGAACGGUUCCAUCAUUACAAGGACUUUUGGAUGUUGGAUCUGAAAACAAAUCAAUGGGAACAACUGAAUUUGAAAGGUUGUCCAAGUCCACGUUCUGGUCAUCGAAUGGUCCUGUACAAGCAUAAGAUUAUUGCUUUUGGAGGCUUCUAUGAUACUCUCAGAGAAGUGAGGUAUUAUAAUGAUCUGCACAUCUUUGACCUAGAUGAGUUCAAGUGGCAAGAGAUAAAGCCUAAGCUUGGUUCCAUGUGGCCUAGUGCUCGGAGUGGUUUUCAAUUUUUCAUGUACCAAGAUCAGAUUUAUUUAUACGGUGGAUACUACAAAGAAGUGUCUUCUGAUAAGAGCAGCAGCUCGGAGAAAGGAAUUGUUCAUGCAGACAUGUGGUCUCUUGAUCCUAAGAAUUGGGAGUGGAACAAGGUUAAAAAAAGUGGGAUGCCACCUAGUGCUCGUGCUGGGUUUUCCAUGUGUGUUCAUAAGAAGCGUGCUAUGCUUUUUGGGGGUGUCGUAGAUAUGGAAAUGCAAGGUGAUGUAAUGAUGAGCUUGUUCUUGAAUGAACUAUAUGGCUUCCAACUAGAUAACCACCGAUGGUACCCUUUGGAGCUACGGAAGGAAAAGUCAACUAAGGUCAAGUCAAAAAAGGAUUCAAAACAAGAACCACCAAGUUCUAUUUGUAAUGACAAGGUAAAUGCAAUUGAAGAAGAGGCAAGUGGCAUGGAUGAUAAAGACCUGAUUUCAGAGUACGAUGGAGAAGCAAGUUAUGAGGAAAGCAACAUUGAUGAAAUGUCUGAGAACAUGGUUGAAAACUUGACAAUUGAUGAUGAUAGGUCAAUUAAAUCUGCUUCAGUGCCCCCACAAUCUAAAUCUAAAACUAUAUUUAAUUAUCAAGAUUCUGUUUCACCUGAGGUCAUAAAGCCCUGUGGACGCAUAAAUGCCUGCAUGGUUGUUGGUAAAGAUACUUUAUAUAUAUAUGGGGGCAUGAUGGAGGUUAAAGAUCAAGAAAUUACGCUUGAUGAUUUGUAUUCACUUAAUCUUAGUAAACUUGAUGAAUGGAAGUGCAUUAUUCCGGCAUCCGAAAGUGAAUGGGUAGAAGCCUCAGAGGAUGAAGAUGAUGAAGACGAAGAUGAAGAUGAUAGUGAAGAUGGAGAGAGCGGUCAUGACGAUGAGGAGACUGAUGAUGAUGAUGAUGAUGCAGAGGGUACGAAUGAUGGUCCGGGAUCACUUCAAAUGGGAGAUGCUGUUGCUUUAAUAAGGGGCGAGGGAAAGAAUUUACGAAGGAAAGAGAAACGAGCACGGAUAGAGCAGAUUAGAGCCAACCUUGGCCUCUCAGAUUCACAGAGAACACCAACGCCUGGAGAAUCGUUGAGGGAUUUCUAUAAUCGUACUAAUUUGUACUGGCAAAUGGCUGCCCAUGAACAUACACAGCACACCGGCAAGGAACUCCGUAAAGAUGGUUUUGAUCUUGCUGAGGCUCGUUACAGGGAACUUAAACCACUUCUUGACGAGUUGGCCAUAUUAGAGACAGAACAGAAGGCCGAGGAAGCAGAAGGGCCAGAAACAAGUUCGAGAAAGAGAGGGAAAAAGAGAACUUAAUUUUCUCCCAACGCUUGCAGUACUUUCAGCUUUUUGGUAAGCGUGAAAAUUUAAAAGUUUUGUUGGUUUAAUUUAUGUGCUCUGAAGUCUGAACUUUGUCGUACACACCAACAUGGCGAUUGGUAUUAGAACUGUUUUUAUA